AGGCGGGACUUCACUCUUAGCACCGGCCCCCGCCGGGCCGUACUUAAACCAUAGCAGACGGCGAGCAGGGACGAGUCGCUCCUCUGACACAAACGCGGCGAUCUCAACUUUUCUAAUCCAAGAGUCGAAACAUAACGGAUUUAAUCUCAAGAGAAAAGCCAACGGUCGGAUCUCAAGCCUCUUGACCCUGGUUCUCUCCCCUGGUGUGUGUGCUGAGUUCCAUGCUCUUCAUUUCUGCAGACAAAGCAGGCACAGCGCCAUGGUAACUUACAGCAAGCUCACCGCAAUGAGCAGCAGCAUCAACUCCGGCAUGCUGCAGACUCACCGCUACAAGACCUUCAGCACCAAGGCCCAGUACCAGAUGGUCCUGACCACGCUCCACAAGCUGCAGGAGAGCGGCUUCUACUGGGGCUCCAUCACCGGGAAGGAUGCCAACGCCAUGCUGCUGUCGGAAAAGACGGGCACCUUCAUCAUCCGGGACAGCUCGGACAAGAGGCACCUCUUCACCGUCAGCGUCAAGACGGCGUCCGGCACCAAGAACCUGCGCAUCCAAUGCGACUCUGCCUCCUUUUUCCUGCAGACGGACCCUAAGAACAUUCAGACGGCCCCCCGCUUUGACUGCAUCCUCAGACUCGUGCAUUACUAUAUGUCUCAAAGCAAAGGGAACAACCGCAGUGGGAAUAUUUACUACAUCCACUCUGGUGGGGAGAAGAUCCCCCUGGAGCUUCACCAACCGCUCUUCUGCAACCUGUCCACUCUGCAGCACCUCUGCAGGAAGACGGUGAACGGACACUUGGACAUUUCCUCCAAUAAAGAACAGCUUCCUCAGCCAGUUAGGGAUUAUCUCCAGGACUACGACGCCCCUAUUUAGAGGUGCACGACCAGGACAAACCGGUGUAAAAGCGGUGUCGCGGUUUCACACUAGCGACAUGUUGGUGGACCACUGAAGAACUCAUCUGCUGUAGUCUCCGACUGAGGCCCCAUCUGCUGCUGCUGCUGCUGCUACCAAAGUGCUGUGAGGUUGUCAAGUCCACGCACAUGAGCCAAAGAAAACCAUCCGUCCAUUAAAGGUGGACAGGCUUUUACAGACUGAGCUGAUUCACUUUUUUUUUCUCCUGCUGAAAGGCAGGUUUACAUGGAAUCACUCGCACAGAUCCAGCAUUCCUCCGAUUCCUGGCAGGGUGGACAGAAAUGGCCGCCUUAUUUUUUUAUGGAAGAAAAACACAAAGUGUCCUCAUAUGGAAUAUACAAGCCAAACUCGACUGAAGAAUCCUGACAGAGGCGUGACAAACUCGGAAGGUGGAUGAAUGUUUGGAAGCCGUUCAGACGUCUUACUCUGAUGCCUUUUUGGAAAACGUUGUUUACCUGAAGACCAGAUCUGUUGCUGUCUUUUAAAAAGACACUUGUGACGGCCGCACCGCUGGCCACCAAUGCUUGACCCUCCCCACGACACAAACUGGUCACUCCGACUUUGCACUUAUUUAUACCUGUAAAGAAAAAACAUUUCAGUAAUUUAUAAUAAAGAGUACUAGUUUUCUACAAA
Synchiropus splendidus (mandarinfish) is the source of this 1543-nucleotide messenger RNA. RefSeq names its product suppressor of cytokine signaling 3a (gene socs3a). Gene Ontology annotation, molecular function: 1-phosphatidylinositol-3-kinase regulator activity. The record is from RefSeq and is a predicted model, not a curated record. Bases 260 to 871 code for a protein of 203 amino acids. Gene Ontology annotation, biological process: intracellular signal transduction; phosphatidylinositol phosphate biosynthetic process. The transcript is spliced from 2 exons. NCBI's taxonomy places the organism in Eukaryota, Metazoa, Chordata, Actinopteri, Syngnathiformes, Callionymidae. Gene Ontology annotation, cellular component: phosphatidylinositol 3-kinase complex.